Messenger RNA from Homarus americanus (American lobster), 4999 nucleotides. RefSeq lists its product as uncharacterized. Lineage: Eukaryota; Metazoa; Arthropoda; Malacostraca; Decapoda; Nephropidae. The transcript has 3 exons. Bases 306 to 1382 code for a protein of 358 amino acids. The record is from RefSeq and is a predicted model, not a curated record.
GUGUGGGGUGAUUAGGCUAAUGUAAAGAUGACGGACUACAGUUAAGACUAUCAGCGUUAAAAUGGCUCCUAAACCAAGUAUUUCUUUCCUUCUCAGUGGCUACAGGAUGUCCAAUAUAGUGAUUGAAGAUAUUCACGCUUGUCAGUGUUAUAAUAAGGUGAAAUAUUAUCAAUUUUGGCACAAGAACUGUGAGGAGUGUGGUGCAAGAGGAAGGGAGGAGAUUAAUAUAAUAUUUUCUCGUGAGUGUGACGGCUGGCCUCCUCAACCUACCACUAAUAUCAUUAAAACGGGAACUGCAAGUCAAGAUGAGUAUGUGGAUGGGGUCGCAGGCUGGUGGUUGGCCAGGAAGCACCAGGAUGAACUAUCACAGCAAAGUUCCCAUUGUGCCACAGGUUAAGUUACAACUUGAUGUUCAUCCCCCAGUAUUGGACACAGGUCAGAAGCAAAUGCCAACAAAGACCUUUGGUGGAGGAAUAGGAAAGCAAAUACAAGGGGGAAGUGGUGGUCAGUUCUGGAAGUCUUUCCGCACCAUGUAUGAAUCCCUGUGUUCCGGGACCCCUUUGACCUGGGUCAACCCAGAUGCAGUUGGUCAACAACAUCCUCCAUAUCAACUUUAUCCUCAGGUCCAGUACCAGUGCAAUGUGCAACCAGACAUCAUGUAUGAGGACAGUAGUGGCCUGUGGUACCCAGCACCGCCUGCAGGUUCACGGAUAGAUUACAUGGACCCUCUCAUUAUCUGGCAAGAGAGCCCUUGUCCUCUGUUCAACUUUCUACCUGAGUUUAAUGGCACACAACUGCCACAAAAGGUAGAAGAUAAAAAAGUGUGUCGGCCCCUGAACCCAGAGGCCAAGGAGUGGAUACCCAAAGAGUACAUUAAGGACUGUGAAGCAUCAACCUCUUCCCCUAGAAAAGAAACCUCAGAUGCAGAUUGUUUUGAGACUAAAUUGCCUUAUAUUCCAAAUGGACUGCAGUACCCUGCUAAUGAAGACGGGUUGUCUGAUUUCUGUGAGAUCACAGACACUGAAGUUUAUGCUGUCCGAAUAGGUGAAAGUGACAGUUUUAACAGUGUUCCAAAGGGAAGGGUGCCUCAGGUUACGAAGAAAAAACUAGGGGCAGAGAAGGAGGGAUUUAAAGAAAAGACAGUCGCUAUCCCUGUUCCUUCAGUAAUAAAAGAUGUACCUCCAGCUGAGGAUCCAUCCUCUUAUGGCUGUAGGGAUGUAGAGAUUCAUGUCUGUGAUAAUUUAGUUAAGGAUAAUAGACCUUCAAGCUAUGCUAGUAUUGUUGGUGGAACUGCAGCCUCACCAACACCCCAAACACAUGUGUGUGGACAUUCAUUUGAGAAGAACUCAGCCAGCAGAAUCAGUAGAGCAGCCUAUACCUAAGAUCUUUUUGAAAGACAAGAAAUACCCCAAAGAAAAGGCUGCACCCUGUGUUGAUGAAAAAAAUAUCUCUCCAUUUAAAACUGCGACAAAAAAUCAAAAGAGAUGUAGUAGAAAUUUUUUGAGAGAAUUAAAAGAACUAAGUCCAAUCAGAAUUCAAGACAAAGAGUCCAUGGGCAGUGAACCUAGCUUGGGAUCACCCAACCCUGAACAUUCAUCACCUCCAAAAAUUUAUUCUACAAGGUCACCAUUGUUGAUGGACUCUCCACCAAAGGCUUCUCACAAGGGUAAUCCUCCAUGUCCUUUUGGUUCACCUCUACCAACCAACUUAAAGGCACAACGCUCUAUAAGUGAGAGCAGUUCAGGCAGCUCCCGUGUUCGGACUGCAAGUGAAUCGAGUAUCACCAGUGUAGAAAGUGUAGAUAUUGAAUUUGUAAGUGAAGAUGAAGUGGACAGAAAAUGUACUGGACUUAAUGGGAAUGUCUUAGCAGAAAAUAGUGAACCCAAUUGUGUUGCAAGUCCAAAGUAUUCCAAUAGUGUUCUUGCUCUUAUUCUUGGCUGUGAUGAUUCAGAGAGUGAAGAAUCUGAUGAUGAGUUAGAGGAUUCAGAUAGUGACUGGGAUGAUGUGUGUGUGGAUAGUGCUGAUAACAUUAUCCUUGAUGAUACCUGGGAAACAUUUGGACUAGGUCUCACAAUUUCAGAAGCUGGAAAAACACAAAAAUCAAAUGCAGCCUCUGAGCUAGAAUGUACCAUUCGUUCUCCUGUAAAGCCAAUCUGUGAUACUGCAAAUGAAGAGGAUCCUACAUUUACAGGAGUUACUUUAGAAGACAUUAACAAAAGAUGGGAGGAGGAAAUAGAGAAAGAUGUUUUGGGUACUAGUUCGAGGAAGGUGAACUUUGGAGAAGCUAUUGUUCACCCCAUGAUUGUCUGGUCCUAUGCAUACAAAACAUCAAGAAUGGGACCUUGGGAAAUGUAUGCCCGUGAUAGAAUGCGUUUCAGCCAUCGCAUUGCAGCCCUGGAAUCAGUGAUUUCUCCUGUAUUGCAGGCAGACCACAGAGAGGCAUUUUACCAGAAGCAGCGAGGCCUGGCAUGUUGCCUCAGCUAACAGUACCUUAUAUCUAGUCCAAACAGAUAUUUAGAUUAUUCUUUGUUAGGGAAAUGAGGAUGGAGUUUUGGACUGGCAAAGUUUGAUAGUUACUGAUUUUAUUCAGGAAAAGUAGUACAAGACAAAUAACUGAUAAACUAACUCAGUUGAAUUGAGAGGAUUUUGUUAAUGCUACCUGGUAUUAACUAGUUUACAACAUGUUUUUUGUAGAUGUGGUUGGUAAUUAUUUUAAUGAUGAAAAUAAUAGUUGGAGUCUUUCAAGUUCACAUGAGACAGAACAUACAAAUUUAUGAUGUAAUAUGUGUAGGUGUUCCCAUGGUUACAGCUGUGUUAUCAGGGAAAUCAACAGUUAUCUUAUUUUUACUGCCUGUAUCUGUUGGAGUUGCUGUGUAUGGGUGAUCAUGUGUCUGGUUUUCAGUUUCAUCUGCAGUUUAAACAGAAGCUGAUUUAUACUUUAAAAGGUUUUUUUAGUCGAAACUAUUUUGAUAAUUAUUAUUUCUCUUUUUUUGCAAAUGAAACUUCUAGACAAAUUCUCCCACUCAGGUUGGGAUAUAAUGACUACCGAGUAUAUUUUAAAGGUAUUCACAUGAAACAACCUCAUUAUAAGAUCCCAAAGGUUACCUGCAGGAUUGUAUUACUAAUUUUGAGAAUUUAGAGCAUUUAACCCUCUAAUUCUCCUGGCCAUGAUCGGAAACCUCACCCCCUUUCAGUCUUUCAACGCAGGUUGUGUCGGUAACAGGAAUGGUUUUGCAUUUUAAUAAACAUUAGGUAGAGCGAUCCAGACCCAAAUUGUACCCUUAAGAGAUGCAUCUACCAGCCCACAAGGCCAGUGGGAGGAACUUAGGUGGUUAAGAGGGCUGGUCCACUGUUCCAGCAUUUAUGCUUAAGGGGGAGGGGGGGUUCUCGGUGUGAGAUUAUGGCUGGGUGGGCCAUGUCGGGCCAGCCCUGGCACACACUACAUCGGAAGACCAUGAAAGGGUUAAGUGUCUGAGGAUACAGAGCGAAAGCUAUUUAUUGAUUAUAAUUUUGGCAUGAAGUGUAGUAUUUUGUCUGUUGAUGUACCCAGGAUAUAUUUGUUAUAUUGUAUGAGUGAUUGUGUUGCUGAUCUGGAGUAGAAGUUUUGAUUGAAUAAUGAAAAUUGGGUUUUGAUGUGUUCGAUCAGUCAUUCUUCAAGAGAUUUAUUAUGAAUUAUCAUUCACUUCCUCAUUUUAAUUUAGAACACUGAAACUUGAUAAUGAUAUUGAAGUAUCCAUCCGAGUAACGUUAAAACCCACGUUUGAUGUGUAAUAUUUUGGCAGUGUCAUGGCAAACCUAUGUAUAUGGACAGAUUUUUAACAGGAUUUAGAUGCACUGUACAGAUAUAUGUUCUAAAGAGGUAGGGGUGAAUGUAAUAAAACUAGUGAAUCAUUUAAUUAUUAGUUGAAAAGGAGCUAGAAAUUUAAAAUGCAUUAGGCCUCCAACCUAGAAGUUUGACAGUGUAAUAAUGGGUUUUCUAUUACUGUAUUCGUCAAAGAUUAAAUCAAUACUUCAGUUAACUUUCCCAUACCUGAGUGGAGCUCUUGUUGUAUGUCAUUUGUCAAAAUGACUCAUUUGCUUUCAGUUAGCAUUGUAUUAAUUCAGAGACAUUUUUAUUAGGUUAUACAGUAUAUAUAUGGUAUACCCUAUAUGAAGGUGUGCUUGGUAUCUUUAUCAUUGUAUGGCUGCAAAUGAUUAUGUUAUUGAGAUUUAUUUAUGUUAAUGCAUUGGAGUACAUCAGUUAGACUUUUACUUAUUUAUUUUAACAAUUUAUUAAUUUUAUCAGGUGCAGCAAUUUUAAUGAAAACUGCAGCGUCCACUGUAUUUGCAAGACAUUCAUUUCCUUGAUCUUUGUUUUUGUGAGAAGUUAUAUUUGUAAAGCUAUAUUUACUUUAAAUUAUUAUUUGGUGGAAAAGGGUGAAUGAUUAAAUUUGUCAUGUAUGAAACCAUUCAUGUGGGGGUAGUUUUGUUAAGUUCAUUGAAUGUUGAAAAUGGUAGUUGUUACUUGUCAAGAAGACCCUGGGUAGUAUUACACUGUGGGAGGCUCACUUCAUAAGCAUCUUUGAUGGCAAGCUAAACAAGUCCCAGUCUUCACCUAACUUUUAUCAUAGGAGCCACUAGGACUGGGACUCACAUGAUCAGUUAUUGUGCAGUCCAAAAAUUAUUGGGAAUCUGGAUUCAAUAUAGUUAUUAAACUGAUUUAGACCUUUUGUUUACUUAAUUGAAAUGAUAACAGAUUUGGCUUUUUGAGAAUUUGGAACAAUGCGAGGGAAUAUAUCUCGUGGUGCUCUUUGAAGGUGGACUCCUCUCAGGGUAAACUCUUGGCCUUGGUCCAUUCUCCAUCCUCAUGUGGGUUAAGUGAAGUUUUAUCACAAUGUUUCCACUGUAUUUAUGCUCUCAGGAAAACUACAACCUUUGGAUAAGAGAGUAAAUAAAACAUUUUAUAUAUGAAAGUAUUUGACCGAAUAUUGGUAUUUGUUAAUAAAAUUUAGACAUCUUU